AAUCAAAAAACGGACUAAGAUGGCCCGCCAGAACGACGAUGAGCUCGAGAUGAACUGGGCCGCGGAAGACGUGGCCGUCGCCAGCGACGCCUCCGACGUCGAGGUCGAAGACGACGAUGAUGGCGGCGACGACGACGCGGCCGUCGAAGAGACCAAGCAGCCGGAAUCCAAGAAGCGCAAGGCCGAGGCCGAGCCGGCGGCCAAGGAGCCCAAGAAGCCCAAGGCCCAGAAGCCCAAGAAGGCGCUGCACAACCUGACGCAGGCCGACCACUUCAAGAUCGUCAACGAUGUGUACAUGAAGCACUAUGGCGACAGCCUCACGCCGGCUGAAAUCGCCGACGGCCUCACGGAGAGCCACUUUACGGUGCUCAAGCAGUUUGGCAAGCACACGCUCGAGAGCUACACGCGCUUCCUCCGCGCGCUCUGCCCCGAGUGGAAGUUCCUCUUCCGCGGCAAGGGCAUCAAGGACAAGCGCAGCCCGCUGCUCCUCAUCGUCUGCUCGUCCGCGCUGCGAGCGGUCGAGAUUGGCAAGGCCAUUGCGAGCUUCAAGUGCCACGUCGCCAAGCUCUUUGCCAAGCAUUUGAAGCUCGAGGAGCAGGUCGAAAUGCUCAAGCGCUUCCACCCGAUCGCGAUCGGGACGCCCGGCCGGAUAAAGACGCUCUUGGAGAUGAAGGCGCUCUCGCUCGAAUGCACGUCGCACGUCGUGCUCGACAUGCACCUGGACUCGAAGAACAUGUCGUUGCUCGAGCUCAAGGAUACGUCCAAGGACACGAUCGACUGCAUUCGCGAGUCGCUCCUCCCGCGCAUUGCCGCCAACAAGCUCUCGGUCGCGCUGUACUGAGCGGACCCUAACCUGAUAGAUUUCUCC
Molecule: messenger RNA, 868 nt
Organism: Saprolegnia parasitica CBS 223.65
Lineage: Eukaryota; Oomycota; Saprolegniomycetes; Saprolegniales; Saprolegniaceae
Exons: 4
Coding region: 20-841 (273 amino acids)
Cellular component (GO): 90S preribosome; nucleus
Source: RefSeq, a predicted model, not a curated record